GAUUAUAUUGUGUACAUGGGUUCACUUCCUCAAGAUGAUUAUUUUUCACCUAUAUUUCACCAUCUCAGUAUUCUUCAAGAAGUUCUUCAAGCUAGUACCACAGCUGAUUUCCUAGUCAGAAGCUAUUAUAGGAGUUUUAAUGGAUUCGCAGCCAAACUAACUGAUGAGGAGCGAAGAAAGCUUGCCGGCAUGGACAGAGUAGUUUCUGUUUUCCCUAGCAGAGCGCUCCAACUUCAUACAACAAGAUCUUGGGACUUCAUGGGGUUCACUGAUGCCGUGAAACGAAAUCCCAUAGUCGAAAGUGAUGUAAUUGUUGGGGUUUUUGACAGUGGAAUCUGGCCCGAGUCUGAGAGUUUCAACGAUGAAGGUUUCGGUCCUCCCCCUGUGAAAUGGAAGGGUACUUGCAGAGGUGGCAAGAAUUUCACUUGCAACAAUAAGAUAAUUGGAGCUCAAUAUUUCCCACCUGAUGAAGCCAAUUCUGCAAGGGACUUUGACGGUCACGGUAGUCACACUGCUUCAACUGCGGCCGGGAAUAAAGUAGCAGAUGUGAGCUUUUAUGGACUGGCACAAGGAAAUGCAAGAGGAGGGGUUCCAUCAGCAAGGAUUGCUGCGUAUAAGGUCUGUUCUGAUGGGGCAAGUUGCUCGGAUGUUGACAUUCUCAGCGCGUUUGAUCAGGCCAUUGCUGAUGGGGUGGACAUCAUUAGUAUCUCUCUAGGGGCAAAUUCUGCAAGAGACUUUGCCGAGGAUAGCAUUGCCAUUGGUGCUUUUCAUGCCAUGGUGAAAGGUAUUCUCACCGUGAAUUCUGCUGGAAACAGUGGUCCUACUCCAUCGACUGUAUCAAGUGUUGCUCCGUGGAUGCUCUCUGUAGCAGCCAGCACCACAGAUCGCCAGAUUAUCGAUAGGGUCAUUCUUGGGAAUGGAACAGUUUUGGUUGGCAACUCCAUAAAUUCUUUCACCCUUGAUGGAACAAAAUUUCCUCUUAUUAAUGGAGUCCAAAUAUAUAACUGCACUGAGGCCUCACUGUUGCAUAUGAUCAGGAAUUGCUGUGAUGGUUGUCUGGACAGCGAAUUAGCGAGGGGAAAGAUCGUGGUAUGUCUCCAGCCAGAGGACACAAGUGAAGCUCUUAGAGCUGGUGCCAUGGGGUCAAUUGUGAGAAACAUUGAAAAUAAUGUGGUUCCCUUCCCAACAUCCGGUUUAAGCUACCAGGACUUCCUUUCAUUGGACACCUACAUGAUUUCAACAGAAAAUCCACAAGCCACCAUAUUGAGCAGUGAAGUGAUAACAGAUGCUGCUGCUCCUACUGUCGAUUCCUUCUCCUCGCGUGGGCCGAACAACAUUGCACCAGAGAUUUUGAAGCCAGAUAUAAGUGCUCCAGGAGUAGAUAUCUUGGCAGCAUUUUCGCCACUUGCUUCACCCUCUGGAACCUCUGAAGAUAAAAGGUCUGUGAAAUAUAGCAUAUUGUCUGGGACCUCCAUGUCUUGCCCUCAUGCUACCGGUGCAGCGGCUUAUGUUAAAACUUUUCACCCGGAUUGGUCUCCUUCCGCCAUUAAAUCUGCUCUCAUGACCACUGCUUCCGCGAUGGAUGCAAGUAGACAUCCUUCUCACGAGUUUGCUUAUGGCGCUGGUCAUAUCAAUCCAGGGUCAGCCGUCCAUCCCGGUCUAGUCUACGAAGCCUUUGAAGAUGAUUAUGUUUCAAUGCUAUGCAGUAUGGGUUAUGACUCGAAGAAAGUUGAAGCAAUAGCAGGCUCUAGUUUUACUUGCUCUGGUGAUGUUAAUGCAUCUCCCAAGGAUCUCAACUACCCAUCAAUGGUGGUUCAUGUUGAACCUGGAAAACCUUUCACCGUUGAGCUUAAAAGGGAAGUUAAAAAUGUGGGAUUGGGUAAUAGCCGUUACGAUUCAAAAGUUGUCACCAGUGAUGAUGGUGUUAGUGUCACUGUGGAGCCUACUAGUCUCUUCUUUGAGACGUCGCGUGAGAAGAAGAGUUUUGUUGUGUCUGUGAGUGGAGGAGGAUUACCAGAAAGUUCAAUGGCGUCUGCAUCAUUGGUGUGGUUUGAUGGAGCUCACAGUGUGACCAGUCCUAUUGUUGUGUACACAAACAAAGGACCUGAUACGGAAUUUCCUAUUUGAUUAGCAUUAUUGUGACUGCAAAUUUAAUGUCUUCAAUAUAUAAGAAUAUUGUACCAUGUUUUUUUAAAAAAAAAAAAAAAAAAAAAAAGAAAAAAA
Molecule: messenger RNA, 2223 nt
Organism: Cornus florida
Lineage: Eukaryota; Viridiplantae; Streptophyta; Magnoliopsida; Cornales; Cornaceae
Product: subtilisin-like protease SBT4.3
Exons: 9
Coding region: 16-2127 (703 amino acids)
Biological process (GO): proteolysis
Molecular function (GO): serine-type endopeptidase activity
Source: RefSeq, a predicted model, not a curated record